Aspergillus pseudotamarii is the source of this 738-nucleotide messenger RNA. RefSeq lists its product as uncharacterized. Bases 404 to 577 code for a protein of 57 amino acids. The record is from RefSeq and is a predicted model, not a curated record. The transcript has a single exon. Lineage: Eukaryota; Fungi; Ascomycota; Eurotiomycetes; Eurotiales; Aspergillaceae.
UAUUAUUUAUUAUUUAUUAUUUAUCACUUAUCAUUUAUUUUGCACAGUUUCUUUUUCUAUUUUCCCUUCUUCUUCCUCCUUUCAAACAUACAUUCCAAUCCCCGUUACCAUUGGGCACGAACAUCUCAAAUUCAAUCCAGGCAGCUCAUGGGCAGUGUCCAGGGAGGUAAGUAUGUGAAUAUUUACGCGGUUCCGAAAAGAUCCAGGGUUGGGAAUAUGAUGAAAACGGCUACGUACUACUCCGUACUAGUUCCGUAGCACUAGGGUAUCGCCAUAGAUGAUAUCAAAGUACAUGUAGGGAAAAAGAAAAGAAGAACAUUAAGCAAAAAAACCUCCGAUUCGCAUCCAAAAUCAUUCGAAGAGUAGGAGGAAUAUUGCCCGCAAGUUCAGGAAAGUUUUUGAUAUGCCUUGGGCAAUUUUCGUUCCUCGGUUGAGUUCUUCUUAUCCUAUUUCCCCAUUAAUUAUUCUUGUUAUUUAUUUUGUUUUAGAUUUUCCCUUGCCUCUUUGCCAUUUCUCCCAAAUUUGCCUCCGGAACCACUCAAGCUCAGCUGCUUUCUGGGACUCUGGGUCAAACUAGUCUACUCUGGGUAGUUCUCGACUUCAGAUUCGCAUGCACACCGUCACUCUUCCUCGACCGUCCGAGUACUAUUUGCAUCUUUCCAACGAUCAUUUCCUCUCGUGUAUCUUUUCUCUUCUCUCUCUUCUCUUCUCUCUCUCUCUCUCUCUCUCUCUCUCUCU